Molecule: messenger RNA, 5309 nt
Organism: Cercocebus atys (sooty mangabey)
Lineage: Eukaryota; Metazoa; Chordata; Mammalia; Primates; Cercopithecidae
Gene: TBC1D16
Product: TBC1 domain family, member 16
Exons: 12
Coding region: 135-2438 (767 amino acids)
Biological process (GO): activation of GTPase activity
Cellular component (GO): early endosome
Molecular function (GO): GTPase activator activity
Source: RefSeq, a predicted model, not a curated record
GGCGGCAGCGGCGGAGGCGACGGUGGCGGCUCUCCGAGCCGGCGCGAAUCCGGCCCCCGCAGCGGGACCCGGGCAGGUCUUGACGAGCCCUGCCUGGGCUGACGCGUGCGGAGGAUGGAAACACUUGCCCGGCAAUGUCUCUGGGCCGCCUCCUUCGCAGGGCCUCCUCCAAAGCCUCGGACCUCCUGACCCUCACCCCUGCUGGCAGCGGCAGCGGGUCCCCCUGUGUCCUGGAUGGAGAGAUCAUCUACUCCAAGAACAAUGUCUGCGUGCACCCGCCGGAGGGGCUGCAGGGGCUGGGGGAGCACCACCCAGGUUACCUGUGCUUGUACAUGGAGAAGGAUGAGAUGCUGGGAGCCACCCUUAUCCUGGCGUGGGUCCCCAACUCUCGCAUCCAGAGGCAGGACGAGGAGGCCCUACGCUACAUCACGCCCGAGAGCUCCCCCGUUCGCAAGGCACCCCGCCCUCGUGGCCGGCGCACCCGGAGCUCAGGAGCCUCCCACCAGCCCUCCCCCACGGAGCUGCGGCCCACCCUGACCCCAAAAGAUGAGGACAUCCUGGUGGUGACCCAGAGCAUUCCGGACGGCGUGCUCGCCAGCCCUGCGCCGGAGGACGAGGAGAAGCUGGCUCAGGGCUUGGGGGUGGAUGGUGCCCAGCCGGCCUCGCAGCCUGCGCGCAGCCCCUCUGGGAUCUUGUCGACAGUCAGUCCGCAGGAUGUCACCGAGGAGGGGCGGGAGCUGCGGCCCGAGGCCGGGGAGGAGGAUGGCUCCUUGGAACUGUCAGCUGAGGGCGUGAGCAGAGACAGCUCCUUCGACUCAGACUCAGAUGCCUUCUCCUCGCCCUUCUGCCUCUCGCCCAUCAGCGCGGCACUGGCCGAGAGCCGCGGCUCCGUGUUUCUGGAAAGCGACAGCAGCCCCCCAUCCAGCUCCGACACCGGCCUGCGGUUCCCGGACAGCAACGGCCUCCUGCAGACCCCGCGCUGGGACGAGCCGCAGCGGGUGUGCGCCCUAGAGCAGAUCUGUGGCGUGUUCCGCGUGGACCUGGGCCACAUGCGCUCCCUCCGCCUUUUCUUCAGCGACGAGGCCUGCACCAGCGGCCAGCUGGUCGUCGCCAGCCGAGAGAGCCAGUACAAGGUCUUCCACUUCCACCACGGUGGCCUGGACAAGCUGUCCGACGUGUUCCAGCAGUGGAAAUACUGCACCGAGAUGCAGCUCAAAGACCAGCAGGUCGCCCCUGAUAAGACAUGCAUGCAGUUCUCCAUCCGCCGCCCCAAACUGCCGUCCUCCGAGACGCACCCCGAGGAGAGCAUGUACAAGAGGCUCGGCGUCUCUGCCUGGCUCAACCACCUGAACGAGCUGGGCCAGGUGGAGGAGGAGUACAAGCUGCGGAAGGCCAUUUUCUUUGGCGGCAUUGAUGUGUCAAUCCGGGGGGAGGUCUGGCCCUUCCUGCUGCGCUAUUACAGCCACGAGUCCACGUCGGAGGAGCGGGAGGCGCUGCGGCUGCAGAAGCGAAAGGAGUACUCUGAGAUCCAGCAGAAAAGGCUCUCCAUGACCCCUGAGGAGCACAGAGCAUUCUGGCGCAAUGUGCAGUUCACUGUGGACAAAGACGUGGUCCGGACCGAUCGGAACAACCAGUUCUUCCGAGGGGAAGACAAUCCCAACGUGGAGAGCAUGAGGAGGAUCUUACUGAACUAUGCCGUGUACAACCCUGCCGUCGGCUAUUCCCAGGGGAUGUCGGACCUGGUGGCGCCCAUCUUGGCCGAGGUCCUGGAUGAAUCAGACACCUUCUGGUGCUUUGUGGGUUUGAUGCAGAACACAAUCUUUGUCAGCUCCCCUCGGGACGAGGACAUGGAGAAACAACUGCUAUACCUUCGGGAGCUGCUGCGGCUGACACACGUGCGCUUCUACCAGCACCUGGUCUCGCUGGGUGAGGACGGCCUGCAGAUGCUCUUCUGCCACCGCUGGCUCCUGCUGUGCUUCAAGCGGGAGUUCCCCGAGGCUGAAGCGCUGCGGAUCUGGGAAGCCUGCUGGGCCCACUACCAGACCGACUACUUCCACCUUUUCAUCUGCGUGGCCAUCGUGGCCAUCUACGGGGAUGAUGUCAUCGAGCAGCAGCUGGCCACGGACCAGAUGCUCCUGCACUUCGGAAACCUGGCCAUGCAUAUGAACGGGGAGCUCGUUCUCCGGAAGGCGAGGAGUUUGCUGUACCAGUUCCGCCUCCUGCCCCGGAUCCCCUGCAGCCUGCACGAUCUGUGUAAGCUGUGCGGGACAGGCAUGUGGGACAGCGGCUAUAUGCCCGCGGUGGAGUGCACCGGCCACCAUCCAGGCUCGGAGAGCUGUCCCUAUGGGGGCACGGUGGAGAUGCCUUCCCCCAAGCCCCUGAGGGAAGGCAAGAAGGGCCCAAAGACGCCGCAGGACGGCUUCGGCUUCCGCAGAUAGGUCGGCCCCUGGCACUGGACAGGGGUUGAGGGGACCUCCCCAGAGGCCCCGGGCACGGGAGGGGGUGGGGCUGGGCAUGAAGGGGACAGGGGAUGGUAGAAACCUAAGGAAAAUGCUUUUGGGCAACUUGAGAGGAACCUUUUCAUACUAACGACAAAAUUAGAGUCCGGAAGUGACAGAAGUCAGACCUGCAGCCACCCAGAGGAAAGUCAGCUCCUGAAACGCUGCAGUGGAACGCGUGGCCACCGCACCUGAGACGCAGGCUGGCUGGACUCUCCUGCUGGCUGCCCUGGAGGAUUUCAACACGUCCCAGGAUUUGCUCCAGCCUCACGGGCAGCCAGACAGCAUCACCAGGCAAUGAGGAAAGCAGAGACAGGAGAGGAAGGCCUCACUCACCCACCGCAUCGAGGGCUGCAGAACAGAGCGGGGUCCUGUCCAGGGCCGGAGACAUCUUUGCAAGCCAGACACACCUCCUCAUGGGACCUCGUUCUCUCGGAGUGAGCCAAACACACUUCCCAAAGCUUCCCCAGCCACAGCUGGGAUGCUGAUGGAAAGACAUCUGCCAUAAAAAAAAAGAAAAAGAAAAAGAUAAAAAGCUCAACCCAUAUGGGGAUAGAGAGGUGGAAGAGCAGCCAGGUUUGAGGAGCUGGGGCUUGUAAUGUUCAUCCAUUUAAACAUUUCGUCCUCCCGGUACACGAAGGGAACUCCCUGCCCAGGAGCCUGAGCCUCAGGCUGUUGGAGAAGCAUCCGAUGUCUUUUUCUUAGCUGGGGGUCUUCUACGCGAGGUUCCUUGGCGUUGUUUAAGGUCAGCUCCACCAAAUACAGCAACCAGCUGGGGCUUGAGUGGGUUGAUGUGUGCGUGUGUCCCUGCGUGCGUGCAUGCAUGCGGGUUUGUGUUUGCAAGGUCCUCUGACGAUGAUCUGCCUUGUCCCAGGGACACGGUAGUCUAUUAGCUGACCAACCAAGACAAGGACACCUGGAAGUAGUUAGACUCUUCCACUUUCCUGCAGGACCUGUGAACUCAGAUGUGUGAGUCAGCUGCUCAGGUGAUCGGACAUGAGAGCGACCAGUGAAGGAGUCGGCACUCAGGGCUCUCCGCUUUCUAUGUGGGAGUGAGGUCUUCCCAACAGACUCUUCCCUACUCCAAAAGAUUGUCUAUCAGUUGCUCCUUCUGGGAUUUAGAGAUGGACAGACAAGAGCGUGGGAUCUAUGCUGUGAGAGUUCCCUCCCAGCCAGCUUAGAAGUGUCGAGCCAUCUGCACAGAAAGCCACUCCUUCAGCAAGAAGACCAAAUCCCUCCUGAAAUCCUCCAUCGCGUCCUUCUGGGGAGAAGAGCCCUUGAUGUGCUGAGAACCAUCAUGGGGACCGGGACCGAGGGCUUCUUCCCACUCGAAGCUUUUCUCCCUGGAGGGUGGGCACUGCUGGGCCAUGCCACUUCAAAGCAGUGUUUCUCAGCAGGAAAGAGGAGGUCACCACUCCUCCUCCUCCUCGGCUUCUCUUUUCUCCAUGAACCCAGGUCCUCCAGCAGGCACUUCCAAGUUCCCAGGUCUGUCUGCCCAAGAGCCUUUUGGGGAGUCAGUGCCCCCGUCCUGGGGUACCGACCAUUUCUGCCUAGCAGUAGGGGGUCCUGCAGUGGGAGUGGGGUGGGCUUCUCAUCCACGUUGCUUCUGCGAAGUGAGGGUUGCCUUUGUGGGCUAGGGCGGCGGUUAGAACUUCUGCCCUGACCCUCUGCUGGAAACCAGUUAUAUCCAUUGCCACCGCAAUACUGUGUAACAAAUCCCCCAACGCUCCGUGGCCUGCAACAAUCAGCACUGAUCUGGAGCAGGAGUCAGCAGUUUGGGGUGGGGUGAUUCUUCUGGUCUAGGCUGAGCUUGCUUGUUUAGAGCCAGUGGGCUGUUAAGUCCCAGGGGCUGCUUAUGGUGCAGAGGUCAGACCUGGCCCUGCUCUGUGGUCUCUUGCAUCCCUCCCGCAGGCCAGCCAUGGCAGAGCCAAAGGCAAGGAGGGAGAGACGGCAAGUGCCUUUCCAAGCCUAGGCAGACACCGCACCUGCAGCCCUCCCCUUGGCCACAGCAAAUCACGUGGCUGGGCUCAGCAUUAAGGGGUGGGGGACAGACCUGCCACUUUAGCAUCCCCUCUGCACAGUUGGGUGGCAGUAGGCUGAGAAUUUGGAGAGCUGAAGAACUGGGACUCUGGAGAGUCUGUGUCCUAAUAAUGCCUGCUUUGGAGCACUCCUUCCCCACUCACCCUCUCCAGGAGAACAGCGUUCCUGAUCCUAGCAUUUCACUAGAUACCUCGUGCCUUUGAGCUGCUGUGUUUGGGAGGGAGGAAGAGGGUAGGCAGGUCCAGGGCUCCCCUCACUUAGGAAGGUCCUAGUAGAAGGCAUUCCUUCUGAGCCUCCUGGCCCUACAGCUUCUCACUCCUGCUGCUCCCCAAGACCUGACCCAGACCAGUCAGCUGCAUCUCUGCACCAAGUACCACCCCCGCCGUGCACUGCUUGCACCUCACGCUCCCCAUGGGCUGGCCGGGACCCCAGUGAGGUCUGCACCUCUCCCACCUGCCAGGACCUCGGAAGCCGUGACCUGGAUGUUCAGGGCUUGGUGGAGGAGACGCUGCUCGGGGGGAUGGAGAAGCCCCGCCCCUCCGCAACUCCCUUAAUCUGGAUGCAAUUAGAGGAAACCAGCCAAAAACCCUGCGGCAGCUGUUGCCCCGGGAUUAUUCCCAGCCAGCGAGAGGCAUUAGGGCGAUAAUUCAGUCAUUAGACUUCUAGCCUUCCCACCGCCAGAACGUGCAAAUAGGGGAUAAUCAGCCCUGCACGGCCAUCCUCAGCAAUGCUGCUUAUUUAACCCAUUUUUUAAAAUGACACUUAAUGUUA